AUUGAGAGCGAAGAAGAAAUGGUGGCUCAACCGAAAAGCGCGCGUGUUUCGGCCGCGCAGGCCACUAUGUUGGUUCAAUUCAUAGAGCAGCAUCCAUACUUGGCGAGAGGCGCCACAAGCCUUUCGCCAAGUAUCAGUGCUGCUAAAAAGAAAGCACUCUGGGAGGCAGUCGCCGCGGCGCUCAACGCGAUCGGUCCGGCAGUCAAAACAGCCCGGCGCUGGCGCCUGUAUUGAGCCCGGCUGUGCUACGACUGCCGGAGGAUCGCGCCCCAGGUGGGCGCCGAGAUGAGAUGAGCCCGCGGCUAGCAACAUCUUCGGAACGUAUAAGCUCACGGUGUUCAUCCAUUUGCAGGGAAACGGGAGGCGGGAAGGUGGGCGGCCUAGAAGGCCGCGUGCUUGACGUGCAUGAGCGAACCGGCCCAGCUUCCGCUCCUGUGGACUUUUUCGGCGACAACGCCGAGCAGGACAACUUCAGUGAGGAGGAGCCUGCACCUCUGCCCCCUGCCCCACCAGCAGCUGCUCACGUUUCCGUCGGGACGGAGCCGGGGACAAGUGGCACUGCACGACCAUCAGCUCGGCAGCAGCCCCGCAGGCCACCCCGCCAACAGCUGCUGGAGGACGCGGCCUGCAGUGCAGCCGCCGAUAAUGCGCGGCAGGGGCAUCUAGCUGAGGCGGCAAAUGCGGAGGCCGCCAACUUCCACCAGCUGUUGCUCCAGCAAAAUAGGCAGCAUCACCAGCAGCUGGUGGUAGAGCACAGGGCGACCCGGCAGGUCCUGCAGCAGCUGGCAGCUGAGAUGCGUGGUUCGCGAGAGGCCACUAGUCUCAUCGCAACCACGCUGCGCCAGCUCCUGGCUGCCCUGGCUCACCUCCGCGAGCCGCCUCAGCCAUGAGGGACAGUUUUUUUUCCCCAUAUCCUUUAGUGCUAGUAGGUACAAGUGUUGCCUAUCUUUCCGUUCAAAUCACCGCUGCAGCAUUUGGUGGUGGUGCCCAUACGUCGUCGGAAGCUGUUGUGCCGCCGAGUUGUAGCCAGUCUUGUGAACUGAUGUGCAGGUCAUGCGUGCCCAUGGCAGCUAAGACUGAUAGUGCGGUGAUGUCACUUGAAACACGAAUGCAUGUUUUUUUUUUUUUUGGUAUGUAGCACUAGAGGAUGAUAUGAUUGUUUUUCGUACAUUUCGGUCGCUAAUCAUAUUUUUUUGCAAGGUAAUUUCUCUUAUGUGUAUUUUGAUUUGUAGUGAAUGUUUGCCCAAGUGAGGCAUUAUAUAACUUAUAUGUAGAAUUUUUGCAUUUCUGUUCCUAACCGUAUUUUUUCCGCAAGUUCAUUUCUUUUCGUGCGUAUUUUUAUUUGACCAAGUGAGACGGUAUAACUUAUAUGUACAAUUUUCGCCAUACUUUCGUUAGGUGUUGUUCGCUUUUGUUUUGCUGUUACUGAUAUGUUUCAAUGUGCCGUUCUUCCACGGAAGAUACACUAUGCAAUCACUUUUACGGCAACUGCGACAUUGUCUCGCACACAUACAGGUUGACUUAACUACAAUGCUGUCAUAACUGGAAAUCAAUUUUCAUGCCAUAUGUAUGUCAUGUUUGCAAUGUCAAACCAUUCGUGCCUACGCAAAGUGGCCGAAUUGGUAUUUCUGUUAACACCAAGAACCUGUUACUUGUGAUAGUUAUUGUGAUAUUUCAGGUGUCCUUACCUAUGAUAGCAAUACAAUCUAGUCCUCGUUGUAGUUGAGCACAGUUUGCGACAUACGUAACGGAGCCAUCAAUGUGGCCGCUAUUUUGACAUUCACUGCCAGGUUGCUCUAGCAGCCGUUAUAUGAAAUACCAUUGAAGAGCCAAGCAUUUUCUCACUUGUCGUUCCUUAAAAGCAUGUCAUGGCUGUUUUAUAUUGUGAUCUUAUUACGGCACUAGUCAUUGAAAAGAAACUGUUUUGUGCUACAAGCAUGCCAACUAGAUAAUAGAAAAGACAUCUUUCUUGCUGUUAAGAUGCUGGAUGAAGAUAAAUGGUUGUCCGCGAGUUCAAAAAAAAAAAACAUCAUUAUGCUCGUGUCAUGUUUAUGCAAUUUGACAUCUGCCAACGGCCCACUGGUAGUGGGUCCCAUGUAGUGAACAUCACACGGCUAUUUUGGCGCCCUGAAGGCAUGCUCUUUGUACUUGUCUGUCAUUUGCUUUGAUGAAAGAUGGCAUUGAAGAUGGAUCACAUGGUUUUAUUUACAAUGCAGAUAUAAAUAAACGAUUUCCAACAAUGCAACUGGCACUUGAAAUGAAUAUUUACAAUUCGUGUUCCUUCAAUUUCGGAACUAUUUACACUAUUUCUCCCUUGAGAAUAAUGCGCUUGACAUGCGAGGCGAUAGUUUUCGGCAUAACUUGGCCUUCUGUCAAGGAACUGUGCGGUGGCUGUGUGGCAAAACGGCGCAGGGCCUACAAGGUGCGUGAGAACAGUACACAUGGUGGAGCGAGAAGUGUUGUGCUUGGCAGCAGCCCAAAUAGGAAGCGAGGAGACGAAGACCAGCCUCC
Messenger RNA from Dermacentor andersoni, 2511 nucleotides. RefSeq lists its product as uncharacterized. Lineage: Eukaryota; Metazoa; Arthropoda; Arachnida; Ixodida; Ixodidae. The record is from RefSeq and is a predicted model, not a curated record.